AGCGGAUGGAGUAUAAAGAGGAGGAUUGAGCUAAGUCGCUCUGCUCGUUUUAUAAAGAAGACACAGGCUUUUAAACACUGAGAAAGACAUCUCGUGAAGCUGGAACAGCUGGAAUUACAAAGAAACCACAGCAAAGAUGAUUGGUGCUGAACCUCAAGGAGCAACAAGUGAGGUGCUGCACCUUGUAAACCAGAUAAAGGUUUUAUUGGAACAAGAACCAAAGUAUCAGCCAAAGAUAAGUGGUUUGAAAAUAGUUGAAUCUGCGCGUGACAAUGGGAUCCAUAUGACUGUCCAACUGAGGGAUCUCGAAGUCAAGGAGCUGCUCAGCCUGUCUCAGUUCUUUGGCUUCAGCACAGAUGUGUUUGUUCUGGCUGUCCACCUGCUUGAUAGAUUCUUGGCCUUGAUUAAGGUGCAACCGAGACAGUUGUGCUGUGUGGGCCUGACCUGCUGUUACCUGGCUGUGAAGGUGCUGGAGGAGGAGCGUAACGUCCCACCAGCCAAUGACCUAAUUCGAAUCAGCCAAUGUAGAUUCACGGUGUCAGAUAUGAUCAGGAUGGAGAGGAUUAUUCUAGAGAAGCUGCUUUGGAGGGUGAAGGCUCCAACUGCCCUGAAUUUUCUGCGACUGUAUCACACUUUGAUUCUGAAUUGUGCUGCUUCUGAAAGGAAGAAGAUCCUAAAUCUUGAACGACUUGAAGCCCAACUUAAAGCCUGCAGCUGUCACUUUGCCUUUUCCAAAACAAAACCUUCCAUAUUGGCACUUUCCAUUCUUUCGCUGGAGGUGCAAGCGCAAAAACUGCACGAAAUAGUGGAGACUGUCGAGAGCCUUCAACAGAAUUUCAAAAUAAGUAACCGGGAUUUGUUCCACUGGAGGGAACGGGUUGCAAAGUGUUUAGCAGAGUACUCUUCAUCCAAGUGUUCUAGACCCAAUAACAAGAAACUGAUGUGGAUCGUGUCGAGAAGCACAUCUCGACACCUUCAGCCCAGUUGGCAGAGAAUCACUCCUCUCCCAACCAUCCCUGAAGCUGCAACUUGUGUUGAAUGAAAGAUACGGAAAGCCGCCGUUAGAGAAUUCCUAUGAAGAUGUGCACUGAAGGAGCAACUUUUAUUACAAUUAAAAUGCCUCAAAUAAUUA
Callorhinchus milii (elephant shark) is the source of this 1132-nucleotide messenger RNA. RefSeq names its product cyclin-G1. Gene Ontology annotation, molecular function: cyclin-dependent protein serine/threonine kinase regulator activity. Gene Ontology annotation, biological process: mitotic cell cycle phase transition; regulation of cyclin-dependent protein serine/threonine kinase activity. The transcript is spliced from 7 exons. The record is from RefSeq and is a predicted model, not a curated record. Bases 137 to 1042 code for a protein of 301 amino acids. Gene Ontology annotation, cellular component: nucleus; cytoplasm; cyclin-dependent protein kinase holoenzyme complex. NCBI's taxonomy places the organism in Eukaryota, Metazoa, Chordata, Chondrichthyes, Chimaeriformes, Callorhinchidae.